UACCGUGUAGAAUAUGAUUUGGCUGUUGCCAGUCUCUCUAUGUACGAGCCAUUUGGAUCUCAAUUUCUAUAAUUUCACAAUUUAAAAAAAAAAAAAUUCAAGAGAAAAAAGAAGAAGGGAAAAUCCUUAAAAACUGGUCUCACGGUCUCACCCACCCCUCCCCCAAACGACCAAAUUCUCGUUUUCGUUUCUUCUAGAUAGUUGUGAAUCUCCACUCCUGAGGUUGAUCUAUGCGGGAGGAGGUGGUGGGGGCAUUCGUUUUGUUGAAUUUUGUCGUUUUGUGAUUCUGUGGAAUUGUGAUUUUUUGGCAUUUGUUUGGAUUGUGGAAAUUUGAGUGAGGAGAUUGUUGAUCUGUAAUCAGGGACUAGAGCGCAGGCUUCAUGAUCCGAUUCUUGUUUGCUUAAUUAUGUAAUUUCGAUCUGGUGGUGGAAGAUCAACCAGCCUGGGUGUGUCAAAGGCUUGUAAGAAUUGUUUGUAUGUUAUGAUAGGUUAUGGUCUUUGCGGUCGUUGGAGAUUUUGGUUAGAAUAAUAGGUUAUUUUGUGAGACUUUUAACUUGACUGUUAAAAGGAUUUUGCACAAUUUGGACAUGAGAAGCUCUUGGAUCAAUAAAUUAUCUGUCAUUCUUGGUCCUAGACCGCCGGUCAGCUGGUUACUAUUGUGCCUCAUUAGCGUCCUUGCACUAAUAGCAGUCUUAGGUUCAUCUUCUUCAAAUAGCUUUGAGUCUGUGACAUCCAUUCCGGUACCUGACAUCUAUACAAACUAUAGACGGCUAAAGGAGCAAGCGGCAAUUGAUUAUUUGGAGUUGAGGACUCUGUCUUUGGGAGUCAGUCGGCAAAGGGAGCUUGGUCUUUGUGGCAAAGAACUAGAAAAUUAUGUACCAUGCUACAAUGUUUCUGCAAAUUUGUUAGCUGGGUUUAAGGAUGGAGAGGAGUUUGAUCGCCACUGUGAACUGUCACGAGAUGGACAGCGGUGUUUGGUUCGUCCGCCCAAGGACUAUAAGAUCCCUUUGAGGUGGCCAGCUGGUAGAGAUGUAAUAUGGAGUGGGAAUGUAAAAAUAACCAAAGAUCAGUUUCUUUCUUCUGGAAGCAUGACGAAAAGGUUGAUGUUGCUUGAAGAGAAUCAAAUUGCUUUCCACUCUGAGGAUGGAUUGAACUUUGAUGGCGUCAAAGAAUAUUCUCGCCAAAUUGCGGAAAUGAUAGGGUUGGGAAGUGACUCUGAAUUUCUUCAAGCUGGUGUACGGACUGUACUAGAUAUUGGCUGCGGGUUUGGCAGCUUUGCUGCUCAUUUAGUCUCGCUAAAGUUAAUGGCUGUUUGUAUUGCGGAGUAUGAGGCAACUGGCAGCCAAGUUCAAUUGGCCCUUGAGAGAGGCCUUCCAGCAAUGAUUGGCAAUUUCAUUUCGAGACAACUUCCUUAUCCAUCAUUGUCUUUUGACAUGGUUCAUUGUGCUCAGUGUGGUAUCAUUUGGGACAAGAGAGAUGGGAUGUUCCUCAUAGAAGUGGACCGGGUGCUCAAGCCUGGCGGUUACUUUGUUCUAACCUCGCCCACAAGCAAGCCACGUGGAAGUUCAUCAAGUACAAAGAAGGGAAGUGUGUUAACACCUAUUGAAGAACUCACCCAAAGAAUCUGUUGGAGUCUUCUAGCUCAGCAAGAUGAGACUUUAAUUUGGCAGAAAACUAUGGAUGUUCAUUGCUAUACAUCUCGCAAGCAGGGUGCUGUACCACUUUGUAAAGAAGAGCAUGACACUCAAUCAUAUUAUCAGCCCCUCAUACCAUGUAUCAGUGGGACCACCAGCAAACGCUGGAUUCCUAUUCAGAACAGGUCCUCUGGUUUCCAUUUGAGCUCAGUUGAGCUUGAAGUCCAUGGAGUUCAUCCUGACGAUUACUUUGAAGACUCAGAGUUUUGGAGAUCCUCAUUAAGAAACUAUUGGUCUUUGCUUACACCUUUAAUUUUCUCAGACCAUCCAAAGAGGCCAGGGGAUGAAGAUCCAUUACCUCCAUUUAAUAUGAUCAGGAAUGUGAUGGACAUGAAUGCUCGUUAUGGUGGUUUAAAUGCUGCAUUUCUGGAAGCAAAAAGAUCAGUAUGGGUUAUGAAUGUUGUGCCUACCAGGACCCAAAACACCCUUCCUUUAAUUCUUUAUCAAGGUUUUGCUGGUGUUUUGCAUGACUGGUGUGAACCCUUCCCUACAUACCCUCGAACAUAUGACAUGCUUCAUGCAAAUGGGCUUCUCUCUCACCUCACUUCAGAGGGGUGCAACAUAAUGAAUUUAUUGUUGGAAAUGGAUCGAAUUCUCCGCCCUGAGGGAUGGGUUGUUCUUUCUGAUAACAUGGUAGCUAUAGAGAAGGCACGUGCGCUUGCUACACAGAUCCGCUGGGAAGCAAGGGUAAUUGAUCUCCAGAAAGGCACUGACCAGCGGCUACUUGUUUGCCAAAAGCCAUUCUUGAAAAAAUGAUUGGUUCAGCAUCAGCGCGUGAAUCAUCUAUCUUGACGACAUCUUCAUGUAAUGUUAUCUGCUUGAGACAAUAGGGACUUGAAGAUGGCCACAACUGAACCAGAGGUAUGUGGAAGCUGUAGAUUAUAAGAAUAGUUGCUGCACAAGUAGAUGCAGUUCAUUUUUUUGUCAAGGGCCUUUGUAGGAAUUCAUUCAUCAAUUUAAAUUUUUUUUCUUUUUCUUUGUUUAUUUGGUUUCUUUAUUUCCUUAAUGAUUUGAUAUUGGAAUCAGUCUUUGUAUGAAACAAUUAAUGUUGUUGAAAGAAUGGAUGCUAUGCAGCAGGAAAAGUGUAAGAAUUUAGUGUA
Messenger RNA from Vitis vinifera (wine grape), 2794 nucleotides. RefSeq names its product probable methyltransferase PMT5. The record is from RefSeq and is a predicted model, not a curated record. Gene Ontology annotation, cellular component: cytoplasm. Lineage: Eukaryota; Viridiplantae; Streptophyta; Magnoliopsida; Vitales; Vitaceae. Gene Ontology annotation, molecular function: methyltransferase activity. The transcript is spliced from 10 exons. Bases 588 to 2450 code for a protein of 620 amino acids.